Molecule: messenger RNA, 933 nt
Organism: Ambispora gerdemannii
Lineage: Eukaryota; Fungi; Glomeromycota; Glomeromycetes; Archaeosporales; Ambisporaceae
Source: the annotation of a GenBank genome assembly
AUGUCAAGGUCAGCCGACAGGCUUACUAAACAUGAAACUAACGGACUCAUAGACAUCAAUCAAAUAUCUAGUGAUCACGAUGAUUACCCCUUUAUUCUGAUAUGUUCCAGAAUCCUUUAUCGAGUUCAACUUAGAUAUUUUUCACAAGAUGACAUCAAAGAUUCAGAGAUAAACGAUAUCGUAAUUCGUGAAAUCAAUCGACUUCAACCACACUCUAACGCGUCUUUAUCGUAUACAAAUUCAUCAAAUAACGGCAUAUUAUUUAAUUGCGGUAAUCAAUUGGCAAGCGCCGAAAAACCUCUAGAGAUUAUGCGCAAUAUGCUUACCGAAAAAAUUCGUGUUCGUAGUCGAUCCAGUGAAACUUCGGCUGUUCGUAGAGUCUACAAAAAUCUUGUGAAAUUAAUUGAUGACUUGCAGAUCGCAAAGAACGCGUCAUCCAAUAGAUAUUCGUUUCGGCAUAUUAACUUCAUCGUCACAGAUUCGCUUACAUCCGAGGAUGGUACUAGCUCAACUUUCCUUGAACCUCCAUUACCGCUUCUUUGGCUUCCAACUUUAACGAACCGAGAACGAGUAACCCACAAAAAUACCUCCGUUUAUGCAUUACGCAAAAGAAAAGGGUUUAAAGGUAGUGGAAAAUUUCGAAAUCGAUUAUUACGAAUGCAUCAUGUGCAUGUGAUAACCGGAAAUUUGUGUGCGCCUAAUACAAAUAGUUCUGGUUAUAAUAUGAAAAAACCUCACGAGCAAUCUCUUCCUUCUAUAAGCAAUGUUUUAAGUAGUGCGCUUCUAUCGAAUCAUUGUUCAGCGUUUACGAGAAUUUCACCAAAUAAAGAUAAUGAGAGAGUUGACUGUAACGAUCGUUAUCGUUAUAAUUAUUUCUAUGCUUUCUUGAACGUCGAGAAAGGAAAAGAACCAGCAUCCCUCGACGCAUUGAAA